Molecule: messenger RNA, 1187 nt
Organism: Owenia fusiformis
Lineage: Eukaryota; Metazoa; Annelida; Polychaeta; Sabellida; Oweniidae
Source: the annotation of a GenBank genome assembly
GGCUAAUUUACAAUUACAUGUACUUGUAUACAAUAGAUGAUGGGUACUUUAGAUGUGCAAUAGGUGCCUGGGUAGGGCUAAUUUACAAUUACAUGUACUUAUAUACAAUAGAUGAUGGGUACUUUAGAUGUGCAAUAGAUGCCUGGGUGGGGCUAAUUUACAAUUACAUGUACUUGUAUACAAUAGAUGAUGGGUACUUUAGAUGUGCAAUAGAUGCCUGGGUGGGGCUAAUUUACAAUUACAUGUACUUAUAUACAAUAGAUGAUGGGUACUUUAGAUGUGCAAUAGGUGCCUGGGUAGGGCUAAUUUACAAUUACAUGUACUUAUAUACAAUAGAUGAUGGGUACUUUAGAUGUGCAAUAGAUGCCUGGGUGGGGCUAAUUUACAAUUACAUGUACUUAUAUACAAUAGAUGAUGGGUACUUUAGAUGUGCAAUAGAUGCCUGGGUGGGGCUAAUUUACAAUUACAUGUACUUAUAUACAAUAGAUGAUGGGUACUUUAGAUGUGCAAUAGAUGCCUGGGUGGGGCUAAUUUACAAUUACAUGUACAGGGUGUUUCAUAAUGACCGUCCCUCCAAUCACAGGCAAUCCUACUUCACAUGCCCCCAUAAUCUAUAUACCAUAAUAAAGCGUAUUCAAUUCUGGACUUAUGUGCCAAAUAUUAGAAUGCCUGGUCUUUGAGAACAUAAUUUGUGAACUUAUAUUUUGUAGCCACUAUCCCCUCAAUUUGCAUGAUUUGUGGCUACUAUUCCUGAUGGAUUUAAAGAGAAAAGCAGAUCGCUAUAUUAUCCAUUGUAUCAUUUAGAGCUCUCUGGGCAUUUCUUUGAACUAUUUAAUACUUUUAUCUUUCAAAUAUCAUCAAGAUAUAUCUUCAACAUCCAUCAAAUGUUAGAAGUUGUACAUUACUAUACCCAAUAGUGUAUUGAGGCAUGGUUAUCAUAGCUUUUUGCCAGUUUGCAGGGUACAUGGCUAACUUUGGAAAAAUGCGACUUUCAGAUUCUAUGCUAAAGGUAAAAUGGGUACCUUUUAUAGAGAUAUGUAGCAAGUUGUAAAAAAUGUUAAGCUUAAUCAAAGUUGAUUCAAUAAGUCCAGAAUUGACCAAGCUUUCAUAUGAUAUAUAACACAUGGGGGUAUGCUAUUCAGGAUUGGUGGUUGAUGGGGGGACGGUCAUUAUGAAACACCCUGUAC